AAAGUCAUGGAUUCUCUACAGAAAGUGACAUUAUCAUUCUCUCCAGGAAAUGAUGUGUUCUGCUCGAGGUGUUAUUUUUGUCUUACUGGUAGCUUAUCAUGGAGCUGCUCUAGUCCUUGGAGGAGCUGAAACCCUGAGCGAAGAUGAGUUUAAAGAUGCUAUUGCUGAUGGACCUGUAUUUGUCGCAUUCAUUUCCCCUUGGUGUGGCUUUAGUCAAGCCUUAGCUCCUAUUUGGGACAAUUUGGCUAAAGAUGUUAAAACAGUGAAGAUAGCUAAGGUGGAUUGUGAUCAGGAUCGUCAGCUAUGUGAGAAAGAGGACGUAGCUGGAUUUCCAACUCUUAUCUUGUACGUCAAUGAAAGGCCUAUAUUAUUUAAAGGAGAUAGGAAGCUAACUGCAUUCAAGGAAUUUAUAAACAAGCAUAUAGAGGAAGAUAAAGAGAUUGGUUUUGUGGAACUGACCGAUGAAAAUUUUUCAGGUUUUCUGAAAACAUCUGGACUACAAUUUGUCAAGUUUUACAAACCUUGGUCUGGUCAUUGUCAUAGUUUUGCACCAGUUUGGGAAGAGUUGGAUUUGUAUAACUCGGAUACAUCAGUUCACAUAGGAAAGGUUGAUUGUACUGUACAGACAAGUUUGUGUGCUCAAUUUGAAAUCACUGGCUAUCCUACAUUACUUUUAUUUUCUGAUGGCAUGAAGAAGGCCGAGUAUUAUGACAAGGAAAGAGAUUUGGAGUCGCUAAUAAACUUUCUUCAUGAACACAAAUGAUAAUGACAACUGCAACAAUAAUAAUAAUGAAUAAUCAGUCAUUUAUUAUCAGUCUAGAUUGCUAUAGUUUAUAUUAAAGCCAAA
This is a messenger RNA of Amphimedon queenslandica, 847 nucleotides long. RefSeq names its product thioredoxin domain-containing protein 5 homolog. Lineage: Eukaryota; Metazoa; Porifera; Demospongiae; Haplosclerida; Niphatidae. Gene Ontology annotation, cellular component: endoplasmic reticulum. The record is from RefSeq and is a predicted model, not a curated record. The transcript is spliced from 8 exons. Gene Ontology annotation, molecular function: protein disulfide isomerase activity. Bases 50 to 763 code for a protein of 237 amino acids. Gene Ontology annotation, biological process: protein folding.